This is a messenger RNA of Etheostoma cragini (Arkansas darter), 762 nucleotides long. RefSeq names its product transmembrane protein 238a (gene tmem238a). Bases 152 to 475 code for a protein of 107 amino acids. The record is from RefSeq and is a predicted model, not a curated record. NCBI's taxonomy places the organism in Eukaryota, Metazoa, Chordata, Actinopteri, Perciformes, Percidae. The transcript is spliced from 3 exons.
UGUUACCUUAGGGGCGGGGCCUAGGUGGGUGGAGAAUCUUCUAUCUGAGAAGGUAAACGCGGAAGCAAAGAAACACUACACGAGACAAACUUCAGAAAAUAACCGAUAGAUAAGGAUUGAAUGCUGCUGGACGAACGAUAAAAACAAGUUGAUGAUGGGCCUGUGUGACGGCCUCUCCCACUGUAAACUGGCCCUGGCCUUCGCUGUGUUGAUGGACUUACUGGGAGCAUCCGCUCUGCUGCUGGGAGUCUUCGCCCCCAUGGAGAUCAAAGGACAAGACUUUGGAGACCUACUGGUCUAUUCUGGAGCUCUGUUCAUGGUGAUGUCUCUGGCCGGGUGGGUGCUGUGGUACAGCGGAAACAUCGACGGUCUGACGUCCAAGAGUGAACUGGGACACAUCGGCAGCGCCGUAGACCGCCUGGCUCGAAACCUGAGCCGCAAGUUCCGCACACACCGGGCCAACACUUACUCCUGACCUGGUCGGUACCAGCGCUGAGACACGCAGCAGGAAGUCUGAAAACGUUUCAGGUUAUAAAUCUUCUGAUGCCUGCGUUUGUCAGUAUUCUAACGAUGUCCGACACUAAGUCAAACUCUUCCUGUCUUAAGGAUACAAAGCAUGUCGGAAACAUUUUAAUUCCAGAUGUGCAUCUGGUUCUGUUACAUAGUUGUGCUAUUGUUUUAUUAUGAUUUUCAAUUUUUAUAUGUAGUGUUAUAAAUUCAGUAUAGCAGUGGCCACUUUCAAUAAAAGCCAUUUGUAAACAU